GAACCCCCGCGCCCCCGUCCUCCCCCGGUGGCCUCGCCGCGGCCCGGCCGGUAGCUCGGCGCCGGCGGCUGCCGAGGCCGGAGCGGAGGGCCGGGGAGCGUGGGAGCGGGAUCGCGGGCGCACAGCCCGUUACGCGUCCGGCCGGCCGGAGAACCGCCUCCCAGCAGCGCGUCGCGGGGACAACGGGCUGGGCUUCCGGGGAGAGGGCCCGCACCAUCUCCUCGCCCGCGCCGGCCUUCUCCAUUUUCCCGGGCCCUGCUGUGGAGCUUUUUGGCGGAUAUUUUUGAAUGAAUGAAUGUCACCGGGGCUCUUUCUAGCCCCCCACUCCGCCAGCCAAUCUGGGGGUGGCGUGGCCUAGUGAGAGGAACGCUAAGUUGUUGGGAGACCUGGGUGUUUUCCCCCAAGACUCUGAAAGAGGACAGCAUUCCUAAUGUCCCAGUUUAAGCGCCAGCGGAUCAACCCGCUUCCAGGGGGACGCAACUUCUCAGGCGCAGCUUCAACAUCUCUUCUGGGCCCUCCUCCUGGUUUGCUCACUCCUCCUGUGGCCACAGACCUGUCCCCAAAUGCCAGGCACCUUCAGGGUGGGGAGAAACAGCGGGUCUUCACUGGCAUUGUCACCAGCUUGCAUGACUACUUUGGGGUGGUGGAUGAAGAGGUCUUUUUUCAGCUAAGUGUGGUGAAGGGCCGGCUGCCCCAGCUGGGUGAGAAGGUGCUGGUGAAGGCUGCAUACAACCCAGGUCAAGCAGUGCCCUGGAAUGCUGUCAAGGUGCAGACGCUCUCCAACCAGCCCCUACUGAAGUCCCCAGCACCUCCCCUUCUGCAUGUGGCAGCCCUGGGCCAGAAGCAAGGGAUCCUGGGAGCUCAGCCUCAGCUGAUCUUUCAGCCUCACCGGAUUCCCCCGCUCUUUCCUCAGAAGCCUCUGAGUCUCUUCCAAACAUCCCACACACUUCAUCUGAGCCACCUGAACAGAUUUCCUGCUCGGGGCCCUCAUGGACGAUUGGAUCAGGGCCGAAGUGAUGACUAUGACUCCAAGAAACGCAAACAGCGGGCUGGUGGGGAGCCUUGGGGUGCUAAGAAACCAAGGCAUGACCUGCCUCCUUACCGGGUCCAUCUCACACCCUAUACUGUGGACAGCCCCAUCUGUGACUUCCUAGAACUCCAGCGCCGUUACCGCAGCCUCCUGGUCCCCUCGGAUUUUCUGUCCGUGCAUCUGAACUGGUUGUCAGCUUUCCCCCUGAGCCAGCCCUUUUCCCUCCAUCAUCCGAGCCGGAUCCAGGUCUCUUCUGAGAAGGAGGCAGCUCCAGACACAGGUGCUGAGCCCAUGCCUGCAGACAGUGACCCCGCUUACAGUUCCAAGGUACUGCUGCUUUCUUCCCCGGGACUGGAAGAAUUGUACCGUUGUUGCAUGCUCUUUGUGGAUGACAUGGCUGAGCCAAGGGAGACGCCAGAACACCCUCUGAAGCAGAUGAAGUUUCUGCUGGGCCGGAAAGAAGAGGAGGCUGUGCUGGUUGGGGGCGAGUGGUCGCCUUCCCUGGAUGGCCUUGACCCCAAGGCCGACCCGCAGGUGCUGGUGCGCACUGCCAUCCGCUGUGCGCAGGCGCAGACUGGCAUUGACUUGAGCACCUGCACGAAAUGGUGGCGCUUUGCCGAGUUCCAGUACCUGCAGCCGGGACCUCCUCGGCGGCUGCAGACAGUGGUGGUGUACCUGCCGGAUGUCUGGACCAUCAUGCCUACUUUGGAAGAGUGGGAGGCCCUGUGCCAGCAGAAGGCUGCAGAGGCAGCUCCCCCACCCCAGGAGGCACCAGGGGAAACAGAGCCUACUGAGCAGGCAUCUGAUGCAACGGAGCAAGCAGCAGACACUUCUAAACAGAAUGCAGAGACUCUGGAGGCUGCCACACAGCAGGAAAUGGACACUGAUCUCCCAGAGGCCCCUCCACCUCCUCUGGAACCUGCUGUCAUUGCACGUCCUGGCUGUGUAAACCUGUCCCUCCAUGGGAUUGUGGAGGAUCGGAGGCCAAAAGAAAGGGUCUCUUUUGAGGUGAUGGUGUUGGCUGAGCUGUUUCUGGAGAUGCUGCAGAGGGAUUUUGGCUAUAGGAUUUAUAAGAUGCUGCUGAGCCUUCCUGAAAAGGUCGUGUCCCCACCUGAACCUGAGAAGGACGAGGUGGCCAAGGAGGAAGUGGUCAAGGAGGAAGAAACUGUCAAAGAGGAGGCGGCCAAGGAGUCUAAGGACGAGGUACAGAACGAGGGCGCAGCUGCAGAGGCAGAUGCCCCACUGAAGGAGGAUGGGCUUUUGCUGAAACCCCCCACUUCUGUGGGAGAGGAUGAAGAGAAGCCCCGGGGCGAGGUGGCAGAGGACCUGUGUGAGAUGGCUCUGGACCCGGAGCUGCUGCUCCUGAGGGACGACGGGGAGGAAGAGUUCGCAGGAGCAAAGCUGGAGGAUUCGGAGGUCCGGUCCGUUGCUUCAAACCAGUCAGAGAUGGAAUUCUCUUCACUUCAGGACAUGCCCAAGGAGCUGGAUCCCUCUGCUGUGCUCCCCUUGGACUGUCUUCUUGCAUUUGUGUUCUUUGAUGCCAACUGGUGUGGCUACUUGCACCGGCGAGACUUGGAGAGGAUCCUCCUCACCCUUGGGCUCCGGCUCAGUGCGGAGCAGGCCAAGCAGCUGGUCAGCAGGGUGGUGACCCAGAACAUUUGCCAGUACCGGAGCCUUCAGUACAGCCGCCCAGAGGGUGUAGACAGUGGGCUCCCUGAGGAGGUGCUCUUUGGAAACCUGGACCUGCUGCCUCCUCCUGGCAAGAAUGCAAAGCCAGGUGCUGCCCCCAUGGAACAUAAGGGCCUCGUGCCCCACAAUGGUAGCCUGAUCAAUGUGGGGAGCCUGCUGCAGCGUGCCGAGCAGCAGGACAGUGGCCGGCUCUACCUGGAGAACAAGAUUCACACACUGGAACUGAAGCUGGAGGAGAGCCAUAACCGGUUCUCAGCCACUGAAAUGACAAACAAGACACUGGCCGCAGAGACGCAGGAGCUGCGAGCCCGGCUGGUUGAGGCCGAGGAGACGGCGCGGACAGCGGAACGACAGAAGAACCAGCUUCAGCGGCUGCUGCAGGAGUUCCGGAGGCGCCUGACUCCGCUGCAGCUUGAGGUGCAGAGGAUGGUGGAAAAGGCCGACAGCUGGGUAGAGAAGGAGGAGCCUGCACCCAGCAACUGAGGGGCCUCGCGAGGAGCUGCCAUCCUGGGAGGUCAGCGAUGGCGUCUGAUGAAGUUUGAGCCCUUUGGUACCAGAAAGCAGCUGGAGCAGGACCUGGGAGCCCUGGGCAGGGGUGGCUGACCCCUGCGCUCAGCCUCUGCAGGCCAUGUCGAGCCGUCAGGGUGGGGGUCUAUGCACCAUGGACUGAUGUGUGAGGAACCCUGGUUCCUGUUACAAGUAAAUCCAACAUCUUUCACACCCCUAGAAUGUCAAUUUCGCCCUCAACCUUGGAAUUUCUCCUGGGGCCCUUUUAGUCUUGUGCUGACUUUCUCCUGUCCUCCUCCAGUUUAGAAUAAGACGGGAGGAAAAGGCUUUUUGAGUCUGUGACAAGAUCUGAUGCCAAUAAACAGAAGAAACAGACAUGGAGUCUGGCUGGGGCUAAGAACCCCUUCCCCAGGAAGGCACAAAUCCUGCUCGGUUUCAGGCGUAGACUCCUGGGGAAAGGGUCUCCCUUGGCCAUCACAGGAAUGGAGUCUGUGCUAGAAAGUCCUCAGAGUUGGGCUGUGUUUGCCAAUAGAACGCUGUGUUCCAGCCAUCCCAGACUAGCCAGAAGAAACCAGCACCUUUCCCCCAGCUCCUGUGUUCAGAAUGUGGUAUUGGCUCUGGCCCAGCCUUUUCCCUGUUACCCAUAAUUCUCACCUCUUUCCAUAAUCCGUGGUUGUUUGACUUUGUAUUAAAAGUUGGUUUUUUUUUUUUUUUUUUUUUUGGCUUUUUGUUUUUUAAAUAAACCAAAGUCAAAAACAAA
Molecule: messenger RNA, 3986 nt
Organism: Galeopterus variegatus (Sunda flying lemur)
Lineage: Eukaryota; Metazoa; Chordata; Mammalia; Dermoptera; Cynocephalidae
Gene: CCAR2
Product: cell cycle and apoptosis regulator 2
Exons: 21
Coding region: 431-3202 (923 amino acids)
Biological process (GO): regulation of DNA-templated transcription; RNA splicing
Cellular component (GO): DBIRD complex; nucleus
Molecular function (GO): RNA polymerase II complex binding
Source: RefSeq, a predicted model, not a curated record